This is a messenger RNA of Ceratotherium simum simum (southern white rhinoceros), 3449 nucleotides long. RefSeq names its product HECT domain E3 ubiquitin protein ligase 3 (gene HECTD3). Gene Ontology annotation, molecular function: ubiquitin-protein transferase activity. NCBI's taxonomy places the organism in Eukaryota, Metazoa, Chordata, Mammalia, Perissodactyla, Rhinocerotidae. The record is from RefSeq and is a predicted model, not a curated record. Gene Ontology annotation, biological process: proteasome-mediated ubiquitin-dependent protein catabolic process.
CGGGGCAGAGCGCGGUGGGAAGCUUGGUCCGCCUUCGCGGCCGCUGCUUCUGGGUCCGGCUCGGCCCUGGGCUUCUUUUUGCCACUUCGCGAUGGCCAGCCCGGGCGUGGCGCUAGAGUCUCCGCGGCAGCUGCUGGGCCGCGUGCGCUUCCUGGCGGAGGCGGCGCAAAGCCUCCGCGCCGGGCGGCCGCUGCCGGCGGCACUGGCUUUCGUGCCGCGCGAGGUGCUCUACAAGCUUUACAAGGACCCGGCGGGACCGUCGCGUGUGCUGCUGCCGGUGUGGGAGGCGGAGGGCCUGGGGCUGCGUGUGGGCGCCGCGGGCCCGGCCGCCGGUACCGGCUCCGGCCCGCUCCGCGCCGCCCGGGACAGCAUCGAGCUCCGGCGCGGCGCCUGCGUGCGCACCACGGGCGAGGAGCUGUGCAAUGGCCACGGGCUCUGGGUGAAGCUGACCAAGGAGCAGCUGGCAGAACACUUGGGCGACUGCGGGCUGGACGAAGGCUGGCUGCUGGUGUGCCGCCCGGCAGAGGGCGGGGCCCGCCUCGUACCCAUCGACACUCCCGACCACCUCCAGCGGCAGCAGCAGCUCUUCGGCGUGGACUACCGCCCGGUGCUCAGGUGGGAACAGGUGGUGGACCUGACAUACUCGCAUCGCCUGGGAUCGAGGCCUCAGCCAGCCGAGGCAUAUACGGAAGCUGUACAAAGGCUACUCUACGUGCCCCCGACGUGGACCUACGAGUGCGACGAGGACCUGAUCCACUUCUUGUAUGACCACCUGGGCAAGGAGGAUGAGAACCUGGGUAGCGUGAAGCAGUAUGUGGAGAGCAUAGACGUUUCCUCCUACACGGAGGAGUUCAAUGUGUCCUGCCUGACAGACAGCAACGCAGACACCUACUGGGAGAGCGACGGGUCCCAGUGCCAGCACUGGGUACGGCUUACCAUGAAAAAGGGCACCAUUGUCAAGAAGCUGCUACUGACAGUGGAUACCACAGAUGACAACUUUAUGCCUAAGCGGGUGGUGGUCUAUGGGGGCGAAGGGGACAACCUGAAGAAACUGAGUGACGUGAGCAUUGACGAGAGCCUGAUCGGGGAUGUCUGUGUCCUGGAGGACAUGACCGUCCACCUCCCUAUCAUCGAGAUCCGCAUCGUCGAGUGCCGAGAUGACGGGAUUGAUGUGCGUCUUCGAGGGGUCAAGAUCAAGUCAUCUAGACAGCGUGAACUAGGGUUGAAUGCAGACCUGUUCCAGCCAACUAGUCUGGUGCGAUAUCCACGCCUGGAAGGCACUGACCCGGAAGUACUGUACCGCAGAGCUGUUCUCUUACAGAGAUUCAUAAAGAUCCUAGACAGCGUCUUGCACCGCCUGGUACCUGCCUGGGACCACACGCUGGGCACCUUCAGUGAGAUUAAGCAAGUGAAGCAGUUACUGCUGUUGUCACGCCAGAGGCCGGGCCUGGUGGCCCAGUGCCUACGAGACUCAGAGAGCAGCAAGCCUAGCUUCAUGCCACGCCUGUACAUCAACCGGCGCCUUGCCAUGGAACACCGCGCCUGCCCCUUAAGGGACCCCGCCUGCAAGAACGCGGUCUUCACCCAGGUUUAUGAAGGCCUCAAGCCCUCUGACAAGUAUGAAAAGCCCCUGGACUACAGGUGGCCCAUGCGCUAUGACCAGUGGUGGGAGUGUAAAUUCAUUGCAGAAGGCAUCAUUGAUCAAGGGGGUGGUUUCCGGGAUAGCCUGGCAGACAUGUCAGAAGAGCUGUGCCCUAGCUCGGCGGACACCCCUCUGCCUCUGCCCUUCUUUGUGCGCACGGCCAACCAGGGCAAUGGCACUGGUGAGGCCCGGGACAUGUAUGUGCCCAACCCCUCCUGCCGAGACUUUGCCAAGUACGAGUGGAUCGGACAGCUCAUGGGGGCUGCCCUUCGGGGUAAGGAGUUCCUGGUCCUGGCUCUGCCUGGUUUUGUGUGGAAGCAGCUCUCUGGUGAGGAAGUGAGCUGGAGCAAGGACUUCCCAGCUGUGGACUCUGUGCUGGUGAAACUCCUGGAAGUGAUGGAAGGAAUGGACAAGGAGACAUUUGAGUUCAAAUUUGGGAAGGAGCUAACAUUCACCACUGUCCUGAGUGACCAGCAGGUGGUAGAGCUGAUCCCUGGGGGUGCAGGCAUCGUGGUGGGAUAUGAGGACCGUUCCCGUUUUAUCCAACUGGUGCAGAAAGCACGGCUAGAGGAGAGCAAGAAGCAGGUGGCAGCUAUGCAGGCAGGUCUGCUGAAGGUGGUGCCGCAGGCUGUGCUGGACUUGUUGACCUGGCAAGAGUUAGAGAAGAAGGUGUGCGGGGACCCAGAGGUCACCGUGGACGCUCUGCGCAAGCUCACCCGGUUUGAGGACUUCGAGCCAUCUGACAAACGCGUGCAGUAUUUCUGGGAGGCGCUGAACAACUUCACCAAUGAGGACCGGAGCCGCUUCCUGCGCUUUGUCACGGGCCGCAGCCGUCUGCCCGCACGGAUCUUCGUCUAUCCGGACAAGCUGGGCUACGAGACCACAGACGCGCUGCCUGAGUCUUCCACCUGCUCCAGCACCCUCUUCCUCCCGCACUAUGCCAGCGCCAAGGUGUGUGAGGAGAAGCUCCGCUACGCGGCGUACAACUGCGUGGCCAUCGACACCGACAUGAGCCCUUGGGAGGAGUGAGUUGGCACCAGGGGACAGCUGCGGGCCGGGCCGGCAGGACUGAGCCUACAUAGGUCCUACUCGGCCUCGCCCAGGGCAAAGACACCCUCCCUGGACCAGUUGGGGUCUGUGCUCCACUCUCGAUGUGAGCUGACUGCACUCAGAAGCCAGCACGCACCACCCCUGUAUGCGGUUGGAGUAGGGGUGGUGGGUUGACACUGGUGGCCCAGCCCCGCAAGCCGUUUGCGUGCUUGGGCUUGUUUCUCAAGUUGUCGAGAGGGAAUCUUCCACAAGCCCAGCACAAGCUGCCAGGCCGGAGCUACUUGAAGGGGAUCUUCUAGCUUCCCAUCCCAUGGACUUGGCUUCAGUUUUCAGCUCUUCCCUUUUUUCUUCUUGUUUUUCUCUGGCUUCUGCCUGGACUCAAAACUAAAAACUUUGGAGGGUGGUGGGGGUUCCUCCCCAAACAAGGCACCAGGGAUGGAUAGGAAGUUAUGGUCAUCCUCCUUGGUCAUCUGCCCCAAGAAUGAAGCAACAACUGAGUACCCCCUCCCUCACAUACUGGUCUUUUCCUCCUCUCCCUCCAUACCCAAGGUGUGAGCCCUGUCCUUCUUCGUCCAACCCAAUCUCAACUGACAAAGUGCCACCACUUUCCCUGGCUCAGAACCUACAUCUAUGUAACAUUAAAUCUUUACUGCCACUGCCACCACAGCAUAUUCAUCACUUCUGCAUCACCUCCAGCCUGAUUCCCCAUCUGCUAUCUCACCCCCAAGAUUGUGCACAGGUUAAGGCCAGUUAUGUC